UGGAGGGUGUCGCCCCGGGCCUGGCAGCCAAGUCCUCCAGGCACGCCCGCACCCCGUUCUCUUUUCCAGUUUGGACCCUGUCACAAGAACGAAUUCUAGAUUCUCUUGCCAAACUCCACAAAGAUUAUUAUAACCUGUGUAUGGAGAAACACCAGAAAGUUAACAGUUUUGUAUUACAAAUCCUCCAAGAAGUGGAUGAAGAAAUUAAAAAGGGAUUGGAAAAAGGAAUCACAGUAAACUUUGCUGGCAACAAUCGUUUAAUACCAGUAGAAAGAGUAACAGGUGAAGAUUUUUGGAUUCUUUCCAAAAUUUUAAGAAAUCAUCCAUACGUUUCAGGUUUGGAUGUUAGAUAUAAUUUCCUAAGUGAUGUUGGUGCAUACUACGCUGCAAAGCUGAUUCAGAAACAGUUGUAUCUUGUUUACUUAAACCUUAUGUUUAAUGAUAUUGGGCCUGAUGGUGCAGAAGUGAUUGCUAAUGUACUGCGUAGAAAUACAACUCUAAAAUACCUACGCAUGACUGGAAACAAGAUUGAAAAUAAAGGUGGAAUGUUUUUUGCCACCAUGUUGCAAAUGAAUUCUUCUUUAGAGAAAUUAGAUCUGGGUGACUGUGAUCUGGGUAUGGAAAGUGUGAUAGCAUUUGCUACCGUAUUAGCUCAAAACGAGGCAAUCAAGGGAAUGAACCUGAACCGACCCAUACUGUAUGGUGAACAGGAAGAGUCCACCAUUCAUCUAGGCCACAUGCUGAAAGAAAACCACUUUAUUGUUGAGCUACAUUUGUGUAAGCAUGAUAUGAAAAAUACUGGUUUACAGCAGUUAUGUGAUGCACUGUAUCUUAACAGUAGUCUACGGUACCUUGAUGUCAGCUGCAAUAAAAUAACUCAUGAUGGAAUGGUGUAUUUGGCUGAUGUACUGAAACAUAAUUCUACUCUGGAAGUUAUAGAUCUUUCUUUCAACAGAAUUGAAAACGCAGGAGCAAAGUAUCUCAGUGAAACUCUAACUUCACAUAACCGAAGUCUUAAAGCGUUGUCAGUAGUCAGCAACAAUAUAGAGGGAGAAGGCCUUGUUGCACUUUCACAGUCAUUGAAAGCAAAUUGUACAUUUUCUAAUAUUUACAUUUGGGGAAACAAAUUUGAUGAGGCUACGUGUGUGGCAUAUUCAGAUUUAAUUGAAAUGAGUUAUCUAAAACCAGACAAUACAGAUGUGGAGCCAUUUGUGGUCGAUGGACGUGUGUAUCUUGCAGAAGUCUCCAAUGGUCUUAAAAAGCACUAUUAUUGGACACCAACUUAUGGAGAAGCCUACAGCCCAGCAUCUAAUUCAGGUUUUGCACUUGUUCCAGUAGGUCUUCACUUAUAAAAAAAAGAGCUCUGAAGUAACCUCAUCAUUUGCCUAAUUAUUGCUAAAAGUGUUUUAUGCUCUAUGAAAUAUGUUUCCUUUCAUAAAUUAGAACUAACUGCUUUGUCAAAUGUUUGCAGGAUAUGACUUCAUUAAGAUCUGUUAACUGCAUUGUGAAAAACUCUGUAAUUUUGUAUAAUAAAUUUGCUAAUACAGACUGAAAUCUUUAACUUUGGAGAAAGAAACCCAGGAACUAGAUUAACUCCCUUUACAAUGAAAAUAUAACCAAAUAAUAAAACAGCAUUUAGGUAA
Ochotona curzoniae (black-lipped pika) is the source of this 1643-nucleotide messenger RNA. RefSeq names its product leucine rich repeat containing 34 (gene LRRC34). The transcript is spliced from 11 exons. The record is from RefSeq and is a predicted model, not a curated record. Gene Ontology annotation, molecular function: protein binding. The coding region runs from base 141 to 1352 and encodes 403 amino acids. Lineage: Eukaryota; Metazoa; Chordata; Mammalia; Lagomorpha; Ochotonidae.